AUGGCCGACGUACGUGGUACCUCCGCUGCCAAGGCUAUUCCUCAGACACCGGGGGGCAACGCCUACGAGAUAUCGACAACGACGCAUGAGGCAUUGUCUGCGUGGUUCAUAGGACCGAAAGCAGAGAACAGAGAGCUGCUCAAGUCUCGUCUUCUCAGCAUUGUCGACCACAUAUCUUAUGAACGGCAUGCGUACUUUCCUCACGACCCGGAGUUCAUCACACCCACAACGCAAGCAUCCGCAGCGUAUCAGCGCGAGGCUGCCGACCUCGAGCGCUACCUCACGUUCAUGACGACCCUCCUCUCGCGCUACUCCAUCCCUUACUUCUCGCCGCGCUACAUGGGCCACAUGUGCUUCGACAACUCGCUUCCCGCAACACUUGGCUACCUCGUCGCGAUGCUGCACAAUCCGAACAACGUCGCCGUCGAGGCGAGUCCACUCACAAGCUACGUCGAGUAUUGCGUUGGCCAGCAGCUGUGCAAGAUGCUUGGCUAUCGCACACAGGAGGAACUAAGCGAAGGUAACAACGUGAGGUCGUACAAGAGCUGGGGUCAUGUAACGUGUGACGGAUCUGUUGCAAACUUAGAAGCUAUGUGGUGA
This is a messenger RNA of Postia placenta MAD-698-R-SB12, 600 nucleotides long. RefSeq lists its product as hypothetical. The record is from RefSeq and is a predicted model, not a curated record. NCBI's taxonomy places the organism in Eukaryota, Fungi, Basidiomycota, Agaricomycetes, Polyporales, Adustoporiaceae. The transcript has 2 exons. Bases 1 to 600 code for a protein of 199 amino acids.